Molecule: messenger RNA, 869 nt
Organism: Zootermopsis nevadensis
Lineage: Eukaryota; Metazoa; Arthropoda; Insecta; Blattodea; Termopsidae
Gene: Ccdc58
Product: Coiled-coil domain-containing 58
Cellular component (GO): mitochondrion; mitochondrial intermembrane space
Source: RefSeq, a predicted model, not a curated record
UCAAGGCCUAGCAUUUCUAGAGGAUGACGGGAAGUUACUUUUGGUGGCGAGACUAUAUUAAAAUGGCAGCGGCCGAAAGCAUGGAAUGUGAUGAUUUUCUACAGUUUCAGGAUGCUCUGAAGAGGAUGAGGAUAUUAGAUGAUAAAAUCAUUUACAUGUUAAACGCAUCAAUCCCAACAGAUUCAUUCAAGGUUCAAGUAGACCCUUCUUCUUCUUGUAAAGAACUAUACGAUCAGUUGAAGAAAAACUAUGAUAAUAGAGAAUUUGCUAUUAAGGGAUGUAUCACAGUUUCUGCUGACAGAGUACGUGGCCUUAAGGAGCAAAGAGAAAAAAAUGAUGAUUCAAAUCUCCUGAAAAUGUUAAGAAAGGAGCAAACUAAGCUACGAUUACUACAAGCUGAAUUGAAUGUAGAAGAGGUGGUUAAAGAACGAACAACAAAAGUGUACUAUGAACGAUGCCGACCAUUCUACAAGCCACCAGACCUCAGUGUGUAAUUAAAUACUAGAUUCUGUCACAGUGAAUUUGUGAAAAGUAACUGAACUUAGUUUAAAUGGUAGAUAAUGAACAUUUAUGUAGGUUGAUAUGAAAACUGUUAAUUCAGAGAACAGCACUGGACCAUGAACAAAUGUGGUGAAGACAUUACAGUGUGUUUGUCAUGGUACUGAGAAGGAUUAAUCACUUUAGAUAGCAUAAAUAAUGCUCCAUAUGAACAGCCAAACUGAUCAGGGAAAUUUCCAGAAUAUGUUUUAAGAAUUUGUAUUUUUAAAUUUUUAUAACAAACAAAAUGUAGUUAGAACUUAUGAAUUCCACUUUUGAUUUUUUCUGUAAUUGAUUCAGUAAUAUAUAAACUUUUUUUAUGGAAAGCUGAA